Messenger RNA from Diabrotica virgifera virgifera (western corn rootworm), 7165 nucleotides. Its product is annotated as facilitated trehalose transporter Tret1. Gene Ontology annotation, cellular component: membrane. The transcript is spliced from 5 exons. Lineage: Eukaryota; Metazoa; Arthropoda; Insecta; Coleoptera; Chrysomelidae. The record is from RefSeq and is a predicted model, not a curated record. Gene Ontology annotation, biological process: transmembrane transport. The coding region runs from base 90 to 1553 and encodes 487 amino acids. Gene Ontology annotation, molecular function: transmembrane transporter activity.
UUAUAUAUUAUUUGAUAAUUUAAAAUUGUAAUAAUUGUAAUUACAAUAGAUAAUAUAGGCUUACUCAAAUUUGAUAACACCCAGCAGAUAUGGAUUUUGAAAGUAUUGGAACAGCUGACAUGAGUUUGUUAGAACAAAAAAGUAAAAUGGUUGUUGCAACUGCAAGCGGAAGUGCUCUGUACCAAUAUCUAGCAUGUUUUUCUGCUAUAUUAGCACCAGUAUCCAGCGGUUUUCACUAUGGUUGGCCGUCACCAACAUUACCCAGACUCUUAGCCGAGGACUCACUUAUUCCCAUAAACGAAGAUCAAGGGUUUUGGCUUGCCACCAUGCCAUUAUUUGGUGGUUUUGUUGGUUCAUUUACAAAUCCGUUGCUAGUGGACAAAAUAGGAAGACACAAAAUGAUAUUAUUAACAUCAGGACCUUAUCUAAUGGCGUGGAUUAUGAUAUACUUUGCAAGAAAUGUCCCUAUGAUGUAUAUUGCCAGAUUCAUCGCUGGAAUAUCAGAUGGUUGGAGCUUCUCUUCUGUUCCAAUGUACACUGGAGAGGUAUCAGAUGCAAAUAAAAGAGGCAUGUUUGCCUCGUGGACCAGUAUUUCAUUCAUUUUUGGAAUUUUAGGAGUAAACUUCGUUGGAUCCUAUCUGAGUAUACAACACACCGCAAUUGUAGGCGGCGCUAUACCUGUACUAUUGAUUUUAACGUUCAUGUGGAUGCCCGAGUCUCCUUAUUAUUACAUAGUCAAGAAUAAUUUAGAAGGUGCCAGGAGAAGCCUCAAAAUUUUAAGAGGAUUAAGUGACGUUGACGUUGAAACAGAACUGAACAGAAUAGAUAAAGCAGUCAAGGCCGACCUUACAAAAGCGCGCAUAAAUCCGCUACAUCUAUUCACACUAAAGAGAAAUCGAAAAGCUGUGCUCAUAAUGAUGUUAUGCCGAGGAACACAACAGUUUUCUGGUAACUCAGCGAUAUCUUUCUAUGCUCAGAACAUAUUUAACACUUCCGGAGAUUUUAUGUCUGCUAAACUUGCUUCCAAUCUGUUCUUCCUAACGCAGUUAGUAGUUACAAUACUAGCAUCUACCGUCGUUGAUAAAAUCGGAAGAAGGCCCUUGAUAUUGAUAUCUGUAGCUGGAGUAGGAAUAACUUUAAUGGUAGAGGGAAUAUACUUCUACUUACAAACGGUAAUAGAUGUUAGCAGUUUCGCGAUGGUUCCAGUCAUUGCUCUCUUGGUGUACAUUAUCUUCUUCAGUAUCGGUCUCCAAGGUAUUCCUAUCAUCAUUUUAAGCGAAGUGUUUAACGCUGAUAUUAAAUCAAUUGCUCUGGGCUUUGCUGAGAUUUACUUUGCUAUUAUUGCCACUGCCACGUCAAAGUUCUUUCAAGUUACCAGAGAUCACUACGGUAUGCAUGUACCGUUUAUUUCCUUCUCUACCAUUUGUGCCAUUGCUGUUGUUUUAAUAUUCAUUAUGGUUCCUGAAACGAAAGGAAAGACCUUGGAGGAGAUCCAAGAUUAUUUUAAGGGAGUCAAACAUACCAAAUCGACAAGGGAAUGUAGUAAUAGUUAAAAUUGUGUUAUGGCGAACAAAUUAUUGUGUUCAAGUCAACUUCUUGUUCUUUAUAGAAGUUACAAGAUAGGUUACAUUUUUUUGUAUUUGCCUUUGUAUUCUAACCUAUUUUGGCACUGCUGAUUGCAAAGAACACUUUUCUAUCUAUCUAUCUAUAAGCGAGGUUCCUACAACCUCUGCCGCUCCUCGCAUUUCAACCACCAUUGUUUUCUGUUCAUCCAUUCGUCUUUUUUUAAGGCUCUAUCUCUCAUUAUGUGCCAUACAUUUUCUUCCCAGGCAACUGAAGGUUUUUCCCUUCUUCUUCUUUGUUGCGGUAUGUAAUUUAAAGCUAUUUUUGCCCAUCUAUCUUCAUUCAUUCAGUUUACGUGACCACAACACACUUGUUGUGUCGUUUCAAUUCUAUCUAUACUGGAAUAUACAGUAUUUGUCCUCCUUAUAAUAUCUUCAUUCCUGAUGUGAUUUUUUGGAUAUACCACACGCUCUCUUUAGAUAAUCCAUUACUACUUACCAUAAAUCAUAAUAGGCCCUACCAAGGUUCGAUAGAUUGUCUACUUUGUUGUUUGUCUAAUGUCUUUAGACCAGGGGUGGGCAAAUACUUUUAAACGCGGGCCAAAAUGAAAUUUUCAAAAUGUCUCCCGGGCCGGAGACCUAUAUCCAGUAUGUACGCUGCGCACACGCUAAUGUUUUUGGUGGAGGUUUUUCUCCGUCCAAGAAAGUUUUUUGACAUAAAUACUGUAUCAUUUUAAAGCAUUUGGACAAAUACAUUUGACUGUUAAUAAAUAAUAGUAAUAAUCAAUUGUCGUACUUGUGUGUACAUGAGAACAAUUUGUUCUCAGUAAAAUUACGAAAUUUUUAAUAUGGUCCAUUAUAUUACGCCUUAACAGGGAUCCAGAUAAAAAAUUAAAUUCAGAAAUUCAACAGAAGCCUUUUUGAAGAUGAGGAAAUUUCUGAGCAACCAAAAAUUCAAUAUACAAAUCUGAUAUCGCAUGGUAAAAUGUUAGGUCAAGUCAAUCAUCAUAGUCGAAAUUCAAAGGUGUCAACUGAUAUAGUAUAGUCAUGUAGAAAAAAUGGACGACGACAGGAUGCCAAAACAAAUUUUAAAAUGAACGCCACGGAAAAAAGGAAGAGAGGAAAGCCGAAACAAUCCUGGCUGGGUGGCAUUCAGAAGACAGUGUUCGGAAAGGAACGUUCACCCUGGCGACUGCAACGACGGACGAAGCUGGAAACUGGGAACAGGAAGGCGGAGAACCCUAUAAAAAACCGGGAUGAUAAUAAAAAUGUUAUGUCUACUCUAUUCUUCUUUAUUGGAUUGUUAAUGCUGACUUAGUGAGAAAGCUGGAAGCUUUUAAGAUGUGGCUUUUUAGGAGAAUUUUGGAAAUACCAUGGACCAAUCAUGUUACGAACAAAAUGGUGUUGCACAGAAUGGAAAAGGAACAGAGAACUUUGACCAUCAUUAAAGGGAGAAGGACAGCAAGGAGAAAAGGAAAAUACUAAUAAAUGAUAAGUACGUUGUUGUAAGUUGUUGCAGCAGCUGAUUAUGAAGGGUAAAAUCGAAGGAAAAGGGUCCUUGUAGACGACAAACACCCUGGCCGAAAAAUAUUCGAGCCUGGACCGGGUUAAACACACAGACGCUUUUAAGAAAAGCAGAAGAUAGAGAUUCAUUAUUUAUAUGAACACUACAAACACUAAUACAGUUGAUUUCAAGAAAAUUGCAUAAAAGAGAUUAAGAGCGCAGGCGCAAAAUUUCAGACCAAUGCUUUUUAAAUGCAUUUAUUUUUUUCGAAUCGUGAGAAAACUAAUAAAUAUUUUUGAAAAAUUUAAACGCAGAGGGAAAGAUUACAUUAUUACCGAGGGCCAAAAGUCCCUUAGAAUAAACAAAAAGUUUCUUUGGAAUGAGAUAUUUGAAAUUAAAAAUCACACUAAUUUUUUUCCCUUUUGUCCACUCCUGCGACUUACUAAAAUAAGCAUUGUAGAAGUUUUCAGGGACUUUCGACCCUCGGCAGUAUAAUUUUCUCAGGAUUCGAAAAAAAUUAAUGCAUUUAAAAAGCAUUGCGCCUAUGCUCUUAAAAAAAGCUUGCGGGAUUUUUUAACGGGCCGGAUAAAGUAAGCAAAAGGGCCGGAUCCGGCCCGCGGGCCGCCUUUUGCCCACCCCUGCUUUAGACCAUAGUAGAGAGCUUAGAAUAUUUACAGUUUUUUCCCUGCUGCGGUCUGUUUUCGAUGUCUCUUUUAGUAGAACACUUUUCAAUUUAUCAAAAAUACUUCUAACAAGAAUUUUGUUAAAGGAAUGCCAAACAAUUCCUUUUGAGACCGUACUCCCAAUCAAUGUACUAUUUUUUUCUAGUGGUUUAGCGUCUAUCAUUUUUUUGUUUAUACAUAUUAUAGUACGUUCUUUAAAGGUAAAAUAUUGCAAAACCUCUAAAUUUUAAAGAACUGCUUGGAUUGACAUGAAAUUUGGCAUACACAUAGCUAACAAGUCAAAGAAAAAAAGUGAUACUGUGCCGAUGUGUACUUUUGCCCUCCCUUUUGCGGGUGAAAAAUAUAUGUUCCAAAUAAGUCCGGAAAUGGAUAAAAUGACUAAUUCUAAGUAACUUUUGUUCUAUACAGUUUUAUCACCAAGUUAAUAAUUUUCGAGUUAUUUGCGAGUGAAUAUGUUAAUUUUUUGACAAAAUAACCACGUUUUCAGACGGUUUUUCGCAAAUAACUCAAAAAGUAAAUAUUUGGUCGAAAGAAAAUUCUUAUCAAAAAUAUAGCACGUAAAAAAGUAAAAAAUAGGAUGUAUAUAUUAGGUAACUAUACGUAGCAGAAGCAGAGUUAUAGCUAAUUAAAAGUAGGUUCAUAUUUGCUCAAAAUAAAGUUAUUCCCUUCUUUUGGUAAGAAAUCCGGAAAUACACCCCCUAAUUAGCAUUUAAAAUGAACUUAAUUGUUACCUCUUCACAAGUUUUUUACUCGCGUAUGUAUUGAUCAUAUGAUCUGUAAGUUUCAUCGGUUCAAAGUCCUUAUUUUUGAAAAAGCUGUAGUUAAAAGGGGUAUAGGUCCAGUCUUAAGAAAUUCUUUUGAGGUAUGUUGUGUAUUAGAGAAACAUUUUCCGGAAUGUUAAGAGUAUGACUGUUUUGUUUUAAAUGUUGAGAAAAGGUGGAGGUGUUCUCUCUUUUUGUGUGUUCAAGGGAACGAGAUGCUAGUGACCUACAAGUUCUUCCUAUGUACGUAGCAUCACAGUCAGAGCAUUGAAGUUUAUAAACCCCACUACGAUUCAUGUAGUUGAUAGGGUCUUUGGAGUUGGAAAGACAUUGUCCUAAAUUAUUGGAAACUUUAAAAGAGAUGUGUAUGUUGUCAACUGAUCUCUUGAUAAUAUUACUGAUAUCACCGGAAAGGCUCUCUUGAUGGAAAGGUAAUGAAGCAUAAAUGGGUCUGGUGGUCAGAUCCCUGGGAAACGCAGCCUCCCUCAGAACCCUCAGUUGUCUCUUAUGAAGGAGUUUGGUUAUAAGGUUUGGUUCGUAACCGUUAUUGAAAGCAAUUUGUUUGAUAGUGUUGAGUUCUUUAGUGUAGUUAGAUUGAGAUAGGGGGAUGGUUUCUAGACGGUGUAUGUAACUGUGGAAGGCAGAGUAUUUAUGUGACAUUGGAUGGUUUGAAGACAAGGGUAUGACAUGAUCAGUCUGUGUUGGUUUCCUAUAAAUACUAAAAUCGAAGUGGUCAUUCAAUCUGGUGAUGGUGAGGUCGAGAAAGUUAAUUGAAUUGGAUGAUUCAAGUUCCAUAGUGAACUUAAUGUUGGGGUGGAUUUGAUUAAUUUUAGAAAGCAAUAGCUCAGCUGAUGUGGAGGGUCCUGUUAAGAAAACUAGACAAUCAUCUACGUAUCGAUACCAGUGUAGAAUUUCAGGAUUUUUCAUUCUGUGUGGAUUCAAGCUACACACUCAGUGGGAUAUGUUUAAAACAAGCUACGAUAUAGUCCUGUCGCCAGGGGGGGGGGGUACAACGGCCUCCUGUAUUCAGAUGGACUUACCCAAGUUUUUUUUAUGUAUUUUUACCCGUAGAACACGAAUUUUUUGGGUAACAGUUGAGCCGGAUGUCGAUAAGAUUGUUAUAAACAAAGAAGUUGAGGAAUUACAUAACAGCGAUUUCUCGCAAAACAAAACAUGUUUUUGUAUUUUUUGGGCCAUUCUAAACAAAAAGUGUUCCUACCAAUUUUUUCGUAGGAUGCAUAGUUUUUGAGAUAAACGCGGUGGAACUUUCAAAAAAUCGAAAAAUUGCAAUUUUUGUACCCAAAUAACUUUUGAUUAAAAAAUAAAAUAGCAAUUCUGCUUACCGCAUUUGAAAGUUCAAGUCAAAGUAUAUCGGUUUUAGUUAUUUGCAUUGCUAAAAAGUUAUUAUUUUAUUGUUAAACAAAAGUAUAAACACCUAGUGCUGGAGUGAUGUCCCAUUUAAAAUCGAACGAGUAAGUAGAGUAGGUACAAGUGCAAGCGAGGCUAUUUCUACGUAGCAUGCAUGUAAACGCAUGUAUUAGGCACGGGAAACACUAUGUGUUUAUAGCUUUUUUUAGCAAUAAACACAUAAAUUUUUAGCAAUGUAUAUAUUCGAAACCGAUAGAAUUUGACUUGAACUUUCAAAUACGGUAAGCAGAAUUGCUAUUUUAUUUUUUAAUCAAAAGUUAUUCGGGUUCAAAAAUAGCAAUUUUUCGAUUUUUUGAAAGUUCAACCGCGUGUAUCUCGAAAACUAUGCAUCCUACGAAAAAACUUGUAGGAACAUUUUUUGGUUAGAAUGGCCCAAAAAAUACAAAAACAUGUUUUGUUUUGCGAGAAAUCGCUGUUAUGUAAUUCCUCAACUUCUUUGUUUAUAACAAUCUUAUCGACAUCCGGAUCAACUGUUACCCAAAAAAUUCGUGUUCUACGGGCCAAAAUACAUAAUAAAAACUUGGGUAAGUCCAUCUGAAUACAGGAGGCCGUUGUACCCCCCUGGCGACAGGACUAAUACCAGAUGAUAAGAAAAUGACUAAAAUAAUACUCAUUGUAGAACUAUUUUUUUUAUUUUCAUAUUUAGGAGACAAUGAUGCUUAGGUAAUUAUGACCUAUUACUUGAUGGUUACAUUUGAUUUCUUUAAUGAUCAAAAUGUUUGUAUGUUUAUUUAUUUCUAACGAUGUGUUGAUAUUCAUACAGGUUGAGUUUUUAGUGAAACAUUGGUCGAAAAUUCCAUUAGAUACUGGCUACAGAAUAAACAAAAAAGUUAAUUUUGUAUAUAUACAGGGUGUCCUGUUUAAAAAAGUUUGUUUGCGUUAUGACGAAGUUAUUAAUCACUCUGUAGAAUUCGGCAUAUAAUCCAAGUCUGGAGAACAUCAUUGCCUACAUUUUUUCUAAAUCAAUUACCCAUUUUUUUCUAAAUAACUUAAAAACUCACUCUGUAUAUAGAACACUGAAAUAUACUGUAUAUAUUAUUAUUCUAGAUGUUUUAUCAUGUCUAUUACAAGAUUCUGUUGUUUUCGAGACAGUUUAUUUAUACAUUCUGCAUACUGUGAUACUAUUUAUAUAUGAAAAAUUAAUAUUGUAAGUACGAUAAGCAUUGACCUCACUGUACAUAAUUUAAAUAAUUUUUUAAAAACUAAAUAAAACUUUUUGUUAUUUAA